Molecule: messenger RNA, 1859 nt
Organism: Thrips palmi
Lineage: Eukaryota; Metazoa; Arthropoda; Insecta; Thysanoptera; Thripidae
Exons: 2
Coding region: 92-1627 (511 amino acids)
Molecular function (GO): protein binding
Source: RefSeq, a predicted model, not a curated record
AGGCCAGCUGUUAAAAGAAGGUGCGCGCCCACGCCCACAUUCCGAACAGUGAUGGCUUUUGAUUGGCCUGUAUUACCAAAACAAGCGGUGAAUGUGUUUUGACGACAGACAGAAUAACAGAAUCAGGGUUAGCCCAGCGAACAAACGCCUGGGAGCUCUCGCUCUCUCUUGCGCCCAUCUAGCCUGCCUUCGUGUGCUUGAGAGAGUCAAACGAAGACGGCUGAACAUCACGAGUGCUUGCUGUCGACUACGUCCGACUACGUCCCUACGUCGUUCGAGACAUACGAGCGGUUGCACCGCCAAGAUGGAUCUAUCGCUGCUAUCCCUGCCGGACGACGCGCUGCUGGCCGUGCUGGCCUACUUGCCUCCGAGGGACCUCUUCCGCUGCCGCGUGGCGUGCCGCCGCCUCAGGGACCUCUGCGUGCACGCGGACCUGUGGCGCCCCGUGCGGCUGGAGGAUGGGGGCAUCAUCCGCGCCGCCCUGCGCUUGGUCCCCUGCCUGGCCGGCAUCGACGUCUGGUGUACCAGUCGUGACUUGGAGCUGACGGCCUCCGUCCUGUCCACCAGCUCGUGUGUCGUCAACAAGCUCGUAAUCCGCGUCUGGGACGACGCCAGCCUGGCUUGGGCCACGGCCAUUGUCGAAAGGAUGUGCGCCCUCGGCGGCCUGCGAUCGCUUCACCUGAAAAUGCAGUACGAAAUGCCCACCGAGCCCUUGCCCCCACUCAUGAGAAUGCUGUACGCCAUGCGGCAACUCCGUGAACUGCAUUUAUACAUUGAUGCGUGGUUAUUUGAGGCGGCGUGGCCGGGCGACGGGAGGGCGUUUCUUACCACGCUGAAGUACGAGGCAGUAGUGGCCGCCGAGAACAUGCUCGAAUCACUCUUGGCAACGCAUGCCGCCACGCUCGAAGAAGUGGACUUUGGAUUUUCAGAAGUCCCCGUGCCUUUGCUGGCGAAGUUACCAAGACUGCGCCACUUGACCUACGUCCCGGCAAAGAUCUGCAUUGAUCAUCUACCUCAAUUGCAUGCGUUGUUCCCCAGGCUCGAGACUCUCAAUUUGUCAGACAUAUCGGAGGAGCCAUUCUUUCCCCCUCAGCUGUUGGACUUGCUCCGCAAGUCAUCCAAACUGAGGUCGAUUGCGCUAGGACUACCAGCGGUCAACCCUGUUGCGCCCCUGGUAGCUUUGGGCCAGUCACCCUCCGCCCCCUACAUCAAGUCCCUGGAGCUGUCCUGCAACUCGCUGGAUCUGGUGGAAACUGUGCUGCCCCUGUUCCCCUCCCUGCAGACUCUGGUCGCGAACGCGCGGCCGUCCGACCAGUUCCUACAAGGAAUCAGUCCCAAGUCGGCGCCAAGCCUUACUUUGCUGUCCAUCAUCUGUGGUGACCAUGGCUCGUGCCACCACGCCUCGCUCCAUCGUCCCGCCAUCUUGGACCUUCUUACCAGGAACACUGCCCUGCACCUCCUACCGUGGUCAGAACACUUCAAGGUCCCCACGUCCUGCGACUGCGAGUUCUGCCUCUUAGGCUGCCACGCGGAGCUCAAAGGCCGGUCCUGGAGUGACGGAAAGAGGCCCAGGUUUGCAUCGCACGCGAGGAGGGCUGGAUGCUUCAGCGACUGCACUAGGAUCUGACGUAGCCGUCUCAUCUACGGCGCGCAUGUAUCCGCGCAUCUGUCUGGCCCGAUUCCUUCGACUGAAAAUUGUAAUUAACCCUUCAGUUAUUGUUUCUAUUUUACUCAUCAAUGCUGACCUGUCAUGUCUGAAGCAAGUACUGUAAUUACUUUGAAUAAGAACCCGAGGCAAUUUAUACACCUUCGGAGAUGUGCUCUCUUGACUUUAAUAAGUAAAGCUACAUUUUGGAUGA